Molecule: messenger RNA, 6828 nt
Organism: Monodelphis domestica (gray short-tailed opossum)
Lineage: Eukaryota; Metazoa; Chordata; Mammalia; Didelphimorphia; Didelphidae
Gene: ARHGAP23
Product: Rho GTPase activating protein 23
Biological process (GO): signal transduction
Molecular function (GO): protein binding
Source: RefSeq, a predicted model, not a curated record
GUGGCCUGGGUGGCCGCCGGCUGGCUGGGGGCUGGCCCUGGGCUGGGGGCGGCGUUUGCUCCAUUGCCGGAGUUGCUGGCGUGUCCGGGCUUGGAAGCUUUCAGCCGCGAGAGGCUCAGGAGGUGACGGCGCCGCUCCCGGGCCCCCUGCUCCUCUCCGGCCCCUGGACCCCGGGACCCUCCAGCUGGCUCAGCACGGCUCAGCCUGGCUCAGGAGGGCGGGAGCCAGGGAGGGGGCCCCCUCGGGCUCGCCUCCCCGAGGGAGGGGGUCGGGCCGAGGAGUCGGAGCCGAGCAGCCCUGGCCCCGCCGGAGAGGAGAAGUGAGAAGUUGUUCCCGCUCCGGGGAAUGCCGAGCCCCUCCCUCCUCCUCCUCCUCGCGUCCGGCUCCGGAAACCUGGGCCCUCCUCUCUGACGGCUCCCGGGGCCCCUCGUGCCCUGCGCUCGCGCCCUCACUCCUGCGCUCCCGGGCCAUGUCGCUGGUGGGUCGCGCGGUAUGGCGAGUGGAGCGGGCCGGGGGAGGCGGCUGGCGCUGGGAGAGGGCGAUCGGAGUAGACUGCAGCUCCCCGGAGCCGCGCUGCCUCUGGCUCCCGAGCCUCCGCCACGAAGACCGGCGGCUGUCGGGGCCCCACCGUCGCGGGACAGCGAUCAGGGGAAGGCCUUCACUGGGCCCAAGAGAUGCGUGCUCUCCCGGACCCCCCAAUCUCUGGCCAGGGCCCAGGACGCUAUUGCUGCGCAAGAACCCCCGAGAUGGCUUUGGCUUCACCCUUCGGCACUUCAUUGUCUACCCACCAGAGUCAGCUGUGCACUGUGGUGUUAAGGAGGAAGAAAAUGGAAAUCGAGGAGGGCCCUCCCCCCGGAGCCAUCUGGAACCCAUGGACACCAUCUUUGUCAAGAAUGUGAAGAAUGAUGGCCCUGCCCACCAGGCUGGGCUUCGGACAGGAGAUCGUCUGGUGAAGGUGAAUGGUGAGAGCAUCAUUGGGAAGACCUACUCCCAAGUUAUUGCAUUGAUCCAGAACAGUGAUGAUGCCUUGGAACUCUCCAUCAUGCCCAAGGAUGAGGACAUCCUCCAGCUGGCUUAUUCCCAGGAUGCCUACCUAAAAGGGAACCAGCCAUACUCUGGAGAAGCCCGGAGCAUACCAGAGCCACCUCCACUCUGUUACCCUCGAAAGACCUAUGCCUCACAGGCCCGGGCCUCGUCCCGGGUCACCAUGGUGUCUGAGCCCCACUCGGCACCACCCACUGACCACUGGCGCCCUUCUCCUUGGAGUGAUCCUGGCUAUCGAGCCCUACCAUCCUGUCCCCAUCCAGACAACGCCUCUUUUGGGAUGAGCCAGCCGCGCCCCAACCCUAGUGCCUUUCCCCGUCUUGCUCCUGAUCCUCGAACUCCCCGUGCCUUCCAGGACCCUGGGGUCCGGGCACCCCCAAGCAAACUGGAGUGCCAACAGGCAUUAUCCCACUGGUUGUCAAACCAGGUACCUCGGAGGAGUGGAGACGGCCGGUGCCCAGUUAUGCCUCCUCGUGCUCGAAGCGUCUCCCAGGACCGGCUGGGAGAUGUUGUGGUCAAUAGACCAUGGCCCUGCUCUGCCUCCCAGGAUGCCCUGUGCCAUCUGGGGCACGAAGGUUGGCAUCGGGCUCGAUCUGAUGACUACUUAGGUCGCUUUGUCCGCUCUGCUGAGGCUCUAGGGCCAGGGACUCUGGUAUCUCCCCGAUUUGAGCAUGCUAGCUGGGUGCCCCAACGUUCACCAACCAGACCCCCUGCCUGCCUGCCCCAGGACCCCCCAGGCCCGAAACCCCCAGCUCAGCCCACUCAUCCCAGCUUAGAUGAUACAGGUUACAUUGGGUACCGAAGCUAUAGCCCCUCUUUUCAGCGCCGGACUGGUCUUCUUCAGGCCCUUUCCUUCCGGGACUCUCCCUUUGGAGGGUUGCCUACCUUCAACCUCCCCCAACCAUCUGCCCCACAUUCAACGGAGUCCUCAGAGCCACUCAGGGUUACCCGGACAGAACCCAACACACAGGCACCAGAGCUGCCCACUGAGGAACGGAGGGAGGAGGUGGUGCUCCGACAGAAACCACCGACUGGGCGCAAGGCGCAGCAGCCUCCCCCCAGGCACAUGAACUUUGGGUUUGGUGAUGAGGCCUCAGAAUCUGAGUCAGGUGGGCAAGGAGAGCAUCCAGGCAGGAGGGUGGCACCAUUGGCAGCUGCUGAAGACUCACUGGCAUCCAUUCCCUUCAUAGAUGAACCUACCAGCCCCAGCAUUGACCUAAAAGCCAAGCAUGUACCAGCCUCCGCCGUUGUGUCCAGUGCCAUGAACUCAGCCCCUGUCAUGGGCACCAGCCCAUCCUCCCCAACCUUCACCUUUGCCCUUGGCCGCCACUACUCCCAAGACUGCAGCAGUAUCAAAGCUGGCCGACGUUCAUCCUAUCUUCUGGCCAUCACCACGGAGCGCUCCAAGUCAUGCGAUGAUGGCCUUAACACCUUCCGGGAAGAGGGCAGGAUCCUCCGUGCUUCUUUCUCCAGACGACUCCCUAACCGAGUGCCCAGCCUUCGAAUGCUGCGAAGUUUCUUCACAGAUGGGUCCUUGGACAGUUUGGGCACAUCAGAAGAUGCCCCCUCCAAGAGGCACUCAACCUCUGACCUCUCAGACACGGCCUUUAGUGAUGUCAGGAGAGAAGGCUGGUUAUAUUUUAAGCAGAUUCUCACCAAGAAGGGAAAGAAAGUGGGUGGUGGCCUGCGCCAGUGGAAACGUGUCUAUGCUGCGCUCCGGGCACACUCACUCUCCCUGGGCAAGGAGCGGCGGGAGGCGGGCACGGCGGGCGCAGGUGAGGAGGAGACGGCGCCCGUCUGCAUCAGCUCGUGCCUGGUGGACAUCUCCUACAGCGAAACCAAGAGGAGGCAUGUGUUCCGGCUCACCACCGCUGACUUCUGUGAAUAUCUCUUUCAGGCUGAGGACCGGGAUGAUAUGCUGGGUUGGAUCAGAGCGAUCCGGGAAAACAGCAGGGCCGAGGGCGAGGACCCUGGCUGUGCCAAUCAAGCUCUGAUCAGUAAGAAACUUAAUGACUACCGAAAAGUAAGCCAUAUUUCUGGCCCCAAAGCAGACUCCUCUCCCAAGGGCUCUCGAGGAAUAGCGGGGCUCAAAUCAGAGCUCCUGAAGCAGAAUGCUCCCCGAUCUCCCCGGACCCAGGAUCCUCCUUCAGGGACCAAAGAUGACAGUGCUGCCACCUCAAGAGCCCCCUGGGGCAUCAACAUCAUGAAGAAGAAUAAGAAGCCUUCUCCAAGGGCAUUUGGGGUUCGUCUAGAAGAGUGUCAACCUGCUGCUGACAACCAGCGGGUGCCCCUGAUUGUGUCAACGUGUUGCCGGAUGGUGGAGGCAAGGGGGCUUGAGUCCAUGGGUAUUUACCGAGUGCCGGGCAACAAUGCUGUAGUAUCUAGUCUGCAGGAACAGUUAAACCGAGGACCGGGAGACAUCAACCUUCAAGAUGAGCGUUGGCAAGACCUCAAUGUCAUCAGCAGUCUCCUCAAGUCAUUCUUCAGAAAACUGCCAGAGCCCCUGUUCACUGAUGAUAAAUACAACGACUUCAUCGAGGCCAAUAGGAUUGAAGACUCCAGAGAGAGAAUGAAAACACUGCGGAAACUGAUUCGGGAUCUUCCUGGACACUACUAUGAAACACUCAAAUUUCUUGUGGGGCACCUGAAAACCAUCGCUGACCACUCGGAGAAGAACAAGAUGGAGCCCCGUAACUUGGCCCUGGUGUUUGGGCCCACGCUGGUGAGAACAUCUGAGGACAACAUGACGGAUAUGGUGACUCACAUGCCCGACCGGUACAAGAUCGUGGAGACGCUGAUCCAGCACUCUGACUGGUUUUUCAGUGAUGAUGAAGAAAAGGGAGAGAGAACUCCAGUUGAUGAAAAGGAAUCCCAAUCAGUGCCCAAUAUAGAGUACCUCCUGCCCAACAUUGGCAGAACAGUGCCCCCAGGAGAGGCAGGUUCCGAUUCUAUCAACUGUGGUUCCACUAAGUCCAAGGGCUCGUGGGUCCCAAAGAAAGAGCCGUACACGCGGGAGAUGCUGGCGAUCUCCUUCAUCUCGGCCGUCAAUCGAAAACGCAAGAAGAGGAGCGAAGCCAGGGGACUGGGAAGCAGCACAGACGAUGAUUCGGAGCAGGAAGCCCACAAGCUGGGGGCCGGGGUCCAAGACGGCCCCGGAGGGCAGCCGCCGGCCCCCAGGGACGCGGGGGCGCCGAGCCGCCACAGCCCCCCGAGGAGUUCCAAAGAGGGGACUGGGGAGCGGCCUGCCGCCGACACCCGCUCCAUCGUCUCCGGCUACUCGACCCUGUCCACCAUGGACCGCAGCGUGUGCUCGGGCACCGAGGGCCGAGGCGGGGGCGGCGGGGGCGGCGGUGACGAGGCGGACGACGAGCGCAGCGAGCUGAGCCACGUGGAGACCGACACGGAGGGCGGCGGCGGGCCGCGCCCGGGGGCCGAGGGCCGGCUGCCCCGGAGGCCCUCCUUCAGCACCCAUCACCUGAUGCACUGCGACACCCUGGCCCGCCGGCGCCUCUCGCGGAGCCGGGCCGAUGGAGACGACGCGGGCGCCGGGGGCCGGCCCUCGCACUCCCCCGGCGACCUCGCCGGCUCCGCCUCGUCCAGCAGCCAGGAGUCGCUGCGGCCGCCGCCGGCAGCGGGGGGGAAGGCGGCCCUCACCGCCCGCCCCUCGCUGACGGAGCAGCUCCGACUGCGGCUCCGGGGCUCGGCCGACGACAUGUUCGGGGUGAAGCUUCGGAGGCCGUUGUCCCCCGAAACCCGGAGGCGCCGUAGCAGCUGGAGGAGGCACACGGUGGUGGUGCAGAGCCCGCUGACCGACCUCAACUUCAAUGAGUGGAAAGAGCUGGGGGAAGGCGGCGGCUCCUUGACCCCGGGGGAGGGGACCCCGGCCCGGCCCCACAGUGACAAUAAGGACUCGGGCCUCAGCAGUCUGGAGUCCACGAAGGCUCGGGCCUCCUCCGCCUCGGCCUCCACCUCCCUGCAGCCCCAGGCUGGAGAACCGGCCAGCUCGCGCAGCCAGGCGCCCCGGCGCACAGCCACGGCGCGACUCCACCAGUGUCUGUGACCCCGGCGCCCACUCCUGCGCCAUGGAGCCACGUUUUUGUUCCCCUGAUUCCUCAACUCUAGGGCCUGGGGCAGCCGUUUCUCUCUGUUCUUGUGAUUCCCAAACUUAAGAUCUUGGGGUGUAGGGGCAUCGUCUGUUUCUCCCCUCCACAGUCACCUUUCUUUUCCUGCUUGGCCAAAUGGGGGUGGGAAAGGCAAGGGAGGGCUCUUGCGUUUGUGUUUGUGUGCUGGAAUUGGUCAGAGAGAAGAAAAUGGGAAGUUGGGGGCCGAAGUGAGGCAAUGUGAUGAGGACAGGGAUGGAAAGAGAGAGGGAGGAGAGAGAGCAAUUCAGGGAGAAGAGAGAAGCAGAUAAGCCCUGGACAAAGAAGGGAGGGGAAUAUAUGAAAGAUGGAUAAGUGGGAUAAAAUAGAGACAGUUCGAGGCGUUCUGUCUGUCCGCUUCUGUGUACCCCCUUGGAGCCUUACACUCAUGAGCCUAAACAUCCCCCUUUUAACUCUGCUGGGGAAGGGCGCCCCCUGGCUUUAUUAAAGGAAAGCUGAGCGAUGCCAGUUGCUUAUUUCGCCCCUUAACCUGACCCCCAGGACUAGUCGUGGAAUCCCGAUUCCUGAGAAUUAGGGAUGGGAGUAAACUUUCGCAUCUCCUAAAGGAAGCUAUUGUGUGUAGGGGCUGGGGAGAGCAAGUUAUUACUCUAAGUGGAUGUAUGCCGUGUGUGUCUGUAUUUGUGUGCACUGUAGUCCCAGCCAACACAUUUCUGUAGCAGUUUACACCCAGUCCCCUGCUGUCUAUAAACGUCCCUGCUAUGUCGACCUUCACCUGCUUCUUCCUGACCCCAUGCCAGCUUUGCAAACUGGGCCAUCAUUCCCACUUUGUCCCCUGCUGCUUGUCCAAGUGAGGUCGGAGGGAGAGAAGGGGGCUCACAACCCCGAGGCAGAGACAAACACUGGGACUUCCCCUAACUAAGCGUUUGCCAAAUGUCUCUCUCACUCGAAUCACCACCCCACGAAGGGCUUUGACCAUGGGGAGCUGCAGUAGCAAGAUCCCCAGACAGUUAGUUAGUUUUGGGGGGGUGCAGGGGGCAGCAUCUUUAGGUGCCUCCUUCUACUUCCUUCUACUUCUGUUUUAUUCUUCCAACCCGGUCUGCUCAUGUUUUGGGGACUUGAGCAUCUGGGACACCUUUUCCCUCAGGGGACAGGGAUCAUCACUACCAACACUCACCUCCACAUCCACAUCCUACUGGCUAAGAAGUCAGGUUGUUCCCUUCAAGGUGGGUGGGUAGGGCUGCCACCUCUCUUCCCUAUAUUGUAAAUAGACUGAAAAUCAGCAGAUGACUCCAACCCACUCCAAAAUCCAGUCAUUCCAGGGAAGCCUUGAUGGGAUUUCACUUUCCACGGCUGUCAGUUCUGUUUUAUGCAAAGAUUUGCUGUAAAGUGGAUUUCUCCCCCCUCUUUUUUUUUUUUGUAAAUAUUGUCUUUAAAUGUGUAACAUAUUAUAAAGAAUUUAUAAGGAUUUUUAAAGAUGUUUCACUCAUUUAAAAAGUGCUGUAACAGUGUUGGAUAAAUUCCACUUUCUCCCCCAACUCUCCCCCUCCCAACUCCGCAUGUCUCUUCUUUCCAUGUGUCAUUGGGACACCUUUCUUUAGGCAACAACUAAAAAUUUCUGCUUCUGAAAAAUCUUGUCUUAAAAGUGCAGUCUAUAUAUUGGAAAUAAAUGGCCUUCUUCAAAGAG